AUCCACCACCGACAACAAAUACUCUUGAGUUACUGCACAUUCAUACUACUUACCUUCCUGUCACGGCAUGCAUGCACCUGCAUCCCGCUUGCUUGCCAUCGCACUUGCUCCCCGCCCGUUUCCACCAUCUACUCGCCCUUCAAUGCUCUUGCCCGUGCCCAUGCUCGCCCGUUCUUUCCUCACGCGCGCGCGGCCCGACUCAUCGGUUGCGUUUGCAUGCUGGGCAUCCACCCUGUGCGCUCGCUGGCCUACCGUCCCACUCUGUUGCCUGCUCGCCCGUCCUCGCGUCCGUGGCCAUGAAUCCCCCGUCGGCCGUGUUUGCACGCAGGGCAUUAGUCCUGCGUGCUCGCGGUUGACGU
Messenger RNA from Rhodofomes roseus, 359 nucleotides. RefSeq lists its product as uncharacterized. The annotation marks the transcript as partial. NCBI's taxonomy places the organism in Eukaryota, Fungi, Basidiomycota, Agaricomycetes, Polyporales, Fomitopsidaceae. The record is from RefSeq and is a predicted model, not a curated record. The transcript has 4 exons.